AUGGAAGACGUCAGCACCGAUGCCGCCACCUCUCGCGAACGGCGUAACGCGGCGCGGAGGGCCGCCGAAGAGGAGUCAACCUUGCGCUACCGGUUGCGUAACCAGAACUUCUGCCUCAUGGUACUUCUGUUCGUCGCAGUGCUCACGGUGACUUGCGCCUGCGGAGCCAUCGUCUACGCCGUGAUCGAGCACUUCUGGACGCCCCUUAAGGACGUUGACGAAGCGCACUCGGCAGGCUCCGGCCCUUCGUCGGCCGGCGGCAGCAGCUUGGUGCUCGGGUCCCCCGCCGCCGAGGUCGUCAUGCAGCGGCUUCCUGACACCGAGGAAACGAGCCGCGGCGCGGUCUUCUGCUUCGUCAACCACAGCGUCUCUUCGGGGUCUCCGCACCCGUUCGACGUGGACAACGUGACGGCCGCCCUCUGCGACGCGCUCGUCUUCGUCUCCGUCGGCCUGCUGCCCCAGGUGAGCGGCCUGAGCUUCAGGCGACCGACCCACGACGCAGAAGCACUCCAGAGCCUGGUCUCCCUCGCCGGAUCGUCGGUGGCGGCAUGGGUUUGCGUGGGCGGCGAGUCCUCGGACAGCGCCGACUUCGAGUGGCUCACUGGAGACCGCAAGUCGAGGCUGGCUUUCUUCCACAACGCUGUGGCCUGGUCGCGCCGCAUGGGCGUCGCGGGCCUGCUGCUCUACUGGAAGUACCCGCAGCGCCAGAGCCGCUCCGGCUACAACACCUUCAUCAACACUAUGCGCGUCGUGUUCGAGAGGGACUCGCUUCGCCUGAGCGUGGUGCUGCCCUGGGCCACGACCACGCGGCGGGAAGGCUACGUCGUCCGGUCGCUGUACGCCCACCUGGACUUCGUCGUGGUGGACACGCACCGCACGGUAGACCCGCGGUCCUUCCCAGUGACCACGUGCCAGACGCCCGUGCGUUCGGCGUUCAGGGCACUGAACCACGGACAGGUGGGCCUGUCCUCGGUGCUCGACGACCUCUCGAUGGACGCCGAGCACUUCCUCGCUAAGACGGUGAUGAGCGUCUCGCUCUCGGCCGUCACCUUCACCAUCAGAAGGCCGUGGGUGAGACGCACGAGACCCGGAAUGAGCGCUGCGGGUCCUGGCCGCCCGUUUGGCCGCACCAACCAGUCGGGCCUGGCCAGCUACUACGACGUGGCGAGGGCGUUCUCCCAGAAUACGUCGUGGCGGCGGGAGACGCACGCGUUCUCCCGCUGCUCGGUUGCCCGCCUGGGAGACCAGUGGAUCGGCGUCGAGGACCACGGAAGCCUGCGCGCCAAGAGGUCCACGGUCCGCAGGACGGCGGGGCUGGCCGUCUGGGACCUUCCGAUGGACGACUUCGCCGGCGAGCUGGGGCCCGCGUGGCCCCUGCUUCGCGAAGCCUACGGCCUGGUGCACGGCUGA
Dermacentor andersoni is the source of this 1410-nucleotide messenger RNA. RefSeq names its product chitinase-3-like protein 1. Gene Ontology annotation, cellular component: extracellular region. The record is from RefSeq and is a predicted model, not a curated record. Gene Ontology annotation, molecular function: chitinase activity; chitin binding. Gene Ontology annotation, biological process: carbohydrate metabolic process; chitin catabolic process. NCBI's taxonomy places the organism in Eukaryota, Metazoa, Arthropoda, Arachnida, Ixodida, Ixodidae.